Pseudomyrmex gracilis is the source of this 10541-nucleotide messenger RNA. Its product is annotated as CUGBP Elav-like family member 1. The transcript has 18 exons. Gene Ontology annotation, cellular component: cytoplasm; nucleus; ribonucleoprotein complex. The record is from RefSeq and is a predicted model, not a curated record. Bases 3631 to 5388 code for a protein of 585 amino acids. Gene Ontology annotation, biological process: regulation of alternative mRNA splicing, via spliceosome; mRNA splice site recognition. Lineage: Eukaryota; Metazoa; Arthropoda; Insecta; Hymenoptera; Formicidae. Gene Ontology annotation, molecular function: mRNA 3'-UTR binding.
CGCGGAGCAGGCAACGCGCAAACAGUUCGCGUCCACCCCGUUCGCUUCUGAAGUGUCUCACUCGUUUGUCUACAUCUCGCGUGUUCUCCGCUCUUUUUCCUUCCACUAGAUUUUUUCACGAUCUGCCCCCGGUGUGCCAAUGUCGUAUGUGUGUAUGUGUAAGGGAAGGUAGAUGUGUCCAAGUUUCGCGAGUGUGCGUAAAAACGGGGUCCACGUGGACAUGUAUCGUCGGCGCGAAAGCUCGUUCUUGUGAAGUUUUCACUCGGGCGGAAAAGCGUUUUCUGCGUCGGUUUUCGUCGCCGACGAUGAAAACCGAUCGUGAAUCGCGUCACCGACGAACGCUGUCGAUAAGCCCUGGCGGUGGCCUUGCUUGUGUAUCGCGCCGUUAAUGAAUCCGAAGGGUCGCCGGGAAUGUUCCGAUGAAUGUACGGUCAAUUAAUCCCUGCAACGACAUGUGAUGGCCUCCGCAUUAGUGCCGCGUCGCGUCGUCGUAAUACGCUUCCGAAUUCGGUGGUAUUUAGUUGCAAAUUGAUCCGCACUGAUCCCGCGCGUGCCAGGUGGUCUCUCGCGCCAGAUCGGUCCGGAAAUCGUGGUGUUUUUCCAAACGCCGUUCUGUAAUCCGUGUUGUUUUUAAUGCAGCGUGUGUACGAAACGCGCCCGAUAUUCUGUAUGUGUGUGACCGACUGAAAUGUCAGCGCAGAUACACGGCCGACGUCACCUGUUGCUGGCAAUUAACGAAUGCGUCGCGCUCUGAUGUCGGCUUUAUGAAAAGCAAGCUCGCGGAUUCCUUCCUUCAGGCGCAAGUGCUACGGCGAUACGAAUUCAGCCCAUUGAUACGUCCCGACUUUCGCUUUGUAACUUUCGUUACAUACUGGAACAGUACGGAAGCACGCUGCCGCAUAUUGUGCGUUGUAUAAUUGAUCUAUCGACGAUAAUAAGUCAGAAGAAACGGAUAAAUCAACUAGCGAUCGCCGGUCGAUUGCUCUUCGUACGCUGCCGUCGCAACUCAGCAGCUUUCGGCCCGAAAGCGCUCGAAGAACGCCGAGCUUGUUUUCGCGCGCUCGAACUGUUCGACGACGCACGACGAUAAACAAUUGAGAUAUUUGUUGAGUUCAUUAUCAAUUGUGAUAUUUAUGAUGGACGAUCGCAUUUUUCUACCGAAAAUGAAGAGAUUCUUGUGCAAAUAUCGAGUACGAUUGAUGUUUCAAAUGUAAAAUGCAAUCAACAAUUGCGACAUAUUAUUUUCCGCGAGUUUGCGAGUAUAGUGUUGACGAUUAUAUUACAGAUUCCUUGUGUGUUUUUCGGGUCUCGUCGUCAUUUCCUGCGUGCAUCUGCGAGUGCUUUUUGGAAAAUGUGACUGAAAGAUCCAUCCGAUAAAACAAAUCAGAGACAUUAAAUGAAUUAUUUCUGUCGCGUUUACUUCGAUCACAAAUCGAUUGUUCUUCGUGCGCCGCCGUCGCAAUGCGAAUGCCGUCGGACGCUUUCGCGCGUUUGAACUACCCGACGACGUAUGAAGAUAGCCGAUUGAGACAUUCGUAGUUUUCUGUCAAUAGUGACGGACGGUCACGUUUUUCUCCCAAAAAAACGAGAUUCUUGUGUGAAUAUCGAAUGCGAACGUUGUCUCAAAUGUGUAACGCAGUGCCAACAAUCGCGAGUGACGCGUUGUCUCGCGCAAAUUCGCGACGGUCGAGCGUAGUGUUGAGUUGUCGGGGGUUGUUUUUCUCGCGUUUCUUUGGCCGCGACGUUUGGCGCCGCGUCGCCAUUUUCUAUGCGCGUCCAUGAGUGUGUUCAGUGAAAAAUUCGACUUCCAGAUUCACGACACGAGGCUACACUGGCUACAGAAGAGAAAAGAGUGUGUUUGCCCGUUACCGUCCGUUCGAUCGUUUGCGUCGUAAUAAUUUAUUUAAGCGCUCUCCAUCGAAACAAGCGAACGCGAGUGUUAAUUUGUAAUUUUUUUUUCCUGACAUCGCGUUUCCCGUUCGCGUUCGCGAGUGCGGUGUACAUCAAACCAGCAGCGCAGAGAAGCACGUAACCACUGGAUUAUUUGGACCCGAGGCUUCUUCGUUCUCUUUGUCGUUCGGCGGCGCAAGAUUUCACCUUCAGGCAUUACGGACCGUUACAAACGGCGUUCCAUUAACAGCAGAAGUACGUACCUAUAUGUACAUUACCGGCUUUAAUGCAGCGGUUAACAACGCUUUGAUCAUCUCGUCGUCGUAUUAACAACGAUUCAAUUUACAGAUGACGACCGAUGUGGCGACGUCGUAAAAUCGACGCGGCUCUCCUCAUUCCACAUGGAUAUCGCGGCAAGGAAAUGAUCGUCAUCGUGGGACCUUGUGAGAAACGCGCUGCUUAACGCGGCUUCGUUUUAUCCGAAACGUCACGAACUGUCGUCAUGACGCGUCGUCUGGAUCGCGCAUGAACGAUUACGCGCUCACUUCAGAAACCACUUCGUUGACGACCCGGGGACAAAGUGGUGACUCAAAAGGACGUGUCUCUUGACGGUGUGUGACGUUAGGAUAAAAAAAAAGAAAAAGAAGUAAAUAAUAAAAGAAACGCGUGGCACGCGCGAACAGCGCGCCAGUUCGUCUCGCAGACGUAGCGAAAAAAGACACGCGAGUGUCGUAAAAAAGAAAAAAAAGGCGCGCGAGGGAUGCAAUCCACGGACGAAAGGUGGGGUCUUUGGUUACCGAUAAGGCUUAUCCGGAGAUACGAUGGCCGGCAACUGCGCUCGUCGUCGUUCCGCCGCUAGUCUUAGUGCUCAAGUGCCGUCGGCGAGAUCGUCGCGCCGCUCAGAUCGCAGCGAUAUCGCGAAUCGCGCGUCAUUCUGCAACUCCGAGGAGGUGUCUUGAGUGCCUCUCUUUUCAAGACCAGGUGAUACUGAGGAAGAGAGAGAAAGAAAAAAAAGUAUCGCAGAAAGGUACGCAAGUCUCGAGAAAAAACUCCACGAUCGUUGGCGAAAAGAAACGCGCUACGAAAAUUGCGACGACGAGCAUAAGGAGCGAUAACGGCAAUCGCCGCCGCGGGAGUGACUAAUCGUCGUUUCCAGGGUGGCUCGAGUUUUUAAUUUGACGCUUUAGCGCGUCGAGUGGACGGCGACAAAGGGCGUCGAGGGCGCGAGAGAAAAGUGAGAGGAACAGGGUAUUUCGCGUUCGAGACGAGGAUCGCGUCGCAACGGAUCUCGAAGGAUAUACCUCAAGUAUUCAUCUGACGUUCUAAAGUACACGAAAGGGACGAUCGGAUCGAUCACCUAGCGAGCGCUGAGUCGCCGAACGAGAAAGUAGUCGGAAACACCGGCGGGACCAGCAGUCAUUCGGCCGCGCGCCUCGUGUUGUCGAUUCGCGCAACUCACGUGAUGAGCGUGUGCUUCUCGCGCUGAGAUCUCGGGAGCCGUAUCGCACACACGAACGCAGUUCGUGAAUCGCUGGCCGAGAGUGUACUUGUGUGUUGUUCGCGCGUUUCGAUCCGGGAUAGAAAAUCCCCGAAAGUAUAUAGCUCCAUUUUGACGCACGCACAAGUAGAGUUUGAGGGUUGACACCUUCAAACCGCAAGCGUACAACAAUCCUGUCUUCGUCAAAGUUAAACGAGGCCGAGCGCAGGAGGCACCGACAGCCGGUCGCCAAGCGAACUCCCAUGAAAAUGCUACAGUCGCUGAACGCUCUGGCGGGCAAAAUCUCGCCAGGCUCGCCCACCGACAGCAACGCCAACAAGGUGCACAUGCAUAACAACAACAACAACAAUAACAACGUGGUGCAUCACCAUCCCUACUCCAAACAGCAGGCGCAGCCGUCUCCGUCGCACUCGGCCAACGGCGACCAAAAGGAAAACACAAUAAUGAACAACAACAGCGUGGAGCAACCAGAUCCGGAUAAUAUAAAGAUGUUUGUGGGUCAGGUGCCUCACGACAUGGACGAGAACGACCUGAGGACAAUGUUCGAGGAGUACGGCCGUGUGCAUCAAAUCAAUAUUUUACGGGACAAAAUUACCGGCAGUCACAGAGGAUGUUGCUUCGUAACGUUUUACACCAGAAAAGCGGCGUUGGCGGCGCAGAAUGCUCUUCACAACGUAAAGACUUUCAGCGGGAUGCGCCAUCCGAUUCAGAUGAAGCCAGCCGACAGCGAGAACCGAAACGAGCGCAAGCUGUUCGUCGGCAUGCUGUCGAAAAAGUUCACGGAGAACGACGUCCGGAACAUGUUUAGCGCUUACGGGAUGAUCGAGGAAUGUUCGGUGCUGAGAGACAGCACCGGGAAAAGUAAAGCCUGUGCCUUCGUUACCUUCGCUAGUAAGCAGUACGCCAUCAACGCUAUCAAAGCUCUGCAUCAUUCCCAGACAAUGGAGGGUUGUUCGUCGCCGUUAGUUGUAAAAUUCGCCGACACGCAAAAAGAGAAGGACCAGAAGAGAAUGCAGCAACUGCAGUCGAAUCUCUGGAACAUCGCGGGAGUCAACAUCGCGCCGCAUUACCUGGCCAACGACGCGCACACCCUCGCGCCUGCAUCGUUGCAGCUGUUGCAGCAGUUACAGGCGACAACGAGCGCGGCUACCCCUGUCGCCGCAAACGCAGGGGCGGCAAACGCACUGUCGAACGUGCAGCAUCAGUUGCUGCUGCAACAACACCUUGGCCUCGGCGCGGCGACACCCGCGCACGCGGCACCUCCCGCCGUCCCCAGUCCGGCGGAGAUCAACCCUGCGAAUCUACAGAGUCUGGCUACCCUCGCAUCCCUCAGCAACACCGCUGGUGAGUAUGCAAAUGCAGGAGUGUCGCCGAUGAGCAUGCAGAACCUCGUUACCUUGGCAGCUAUGACCGGCGGAAACGGCAAUCUCCAGGUGUCGCCAAAUACAUUAAGCGGCCUGGCGAAUUCGACAGCAGGUAUGUCGCUAUCUGCUCUUCUGGGGAAAACAGGAAAUACAGGGUCCACCGGAGGCAGCCUUAGUCCUGUGACAUCGCUCACGCUCAACUCGCUGACGGGGACACCGCUGAACGGGCUUCAGGACUCGCUGAGCAACGCCUAUUCCAGUUUGCAGCAAUACGCAGGGUUCCCCGCGUUCACUGCGGCCGCGGCCGCCGCCGCCGCGGCGGCGCAGAAAACGAAGUUCACCAAUACGGACAAACAGAUUGAGGGUCCCGAAGGUUGCAACCUUUUCAUCUAUCACCUGCCGCAAGAGUUCAGCGACUCGGACCUCAUCUCCACCUUUUUGCCCUUCGGCAAUGUCAUAUCCGCCAAAGUUUUCAUAGAUAAGCACACGCACAUGAGCAAAUGCUUCGGUUUCGUGUCAUAUGACAACGCGUCGAGCGCACAAGCGGCGAUUCAAACGAUGCACGGUUUCCAGAUCGGCAUGAAGCGGCUGAAGGUCCAACUGAAACGGUCCAAGGACGCCUCCAAGCCGUACUAGCCGACGUCACAGAGCGUUCGUAGGUAGAUACCAAGGACUUCUCGGACAUCACACAACCCGAUCCGACGUCCUCAAUUCGGACGACGCUCGCGCGUUUAAUUAACAACCGUCGAUUGGUUGAUUGAUUACAUGCCGCAGAGCGGAGAUCUUGCGUCUUAGCAAUUUAGGUCUUAGAUAAACAAAGAAAAUAUCAGGUGAACAGUACUUCUCACGAUGCUCUCUAGUCAAGCGGUGAUUUUUCACGAAGGUGUAGCGAGCUAACACAGACGGUCUACGAUCGAAAAGCGUCCGUCCUUCGAAGAGGAGACGUCGCCGCUCGACACCUUCGCCGUCCUAUCAAAACGAGGCUGUGAUAAUCCAGAAGACUCUCUUGUCCGUCGGAUUGACUUUUCUUCCGAGGUGCAGGAACGUAAUUUAUCCUAUUUAAACGUGUCGCUUGUGCGAAAUUUGUCCCGCCGAAAAUUGUCUUCUUUCUCUUCUACCUGCCGGGGGAUUUCUGCCCAUGUGUGAAUUUCAAGCACAUUUUAAUUCAAGUCUGUCUUAUUCUGUUCACGUCUGUGCCACGAUGUCGUAGUCACGUCUGUUUAACCUUUUCAGUAGCCAAGUUUUUUUUAUUACAUAGAAAUUCCGCUUUUUUCUUCAACAAUUCAUUCCAGUAAUUUUACGGGAGACACACACGAUAGGAAUUAAUGAAUUAAUAUUAACACGUUAUUGUUUUUUUCCGGCGGUUUAACUUUAUCGAAUAGAUAAUAAUUGACUUCAGAGACUAUGACUGAUGGUUCCUAAGUUCAAUUUUGGAUCUAGCGUAAAUCCGAUGAGAGAUAUUAAUUAAUUAAGAUUAAUUACAACACGUUUUAUAUCUAUUUAUUUAAAUAUUUACAAACAGUUUAUAUAUUAAAGUGACUAGAAAUUCGGAGACACGUUAAUAUGUUAAGUCAACAUAAAAUUUGCACGCAAAAGAGCGUGCAGAUAUUUUAUUAUCGUAAAAAAAAAUGUGUAUCUAUCAACUAGAUUAUCUUAACCCAAGAUACGUACAUACUUCUGUUCAUAUAAUGUGCACCGGUAACUUUCCAAAUAAUAAUAACAAUGGUUCUAGUAUAUAUAUAUAUACUUCUUGUGUUCAUACAAAAUGAAUAAAAAAACUUUUCAAGAUGGAGUAAUUCUCGAAUUAAAGUUUGCUGUAUCUUUGUUAAAAAAAAAAGAGAUAUUUCAUAUAACGUCAAAAAAAAAAAAAAAAAAAAAACGUUUGCUCAUUCCUGUAAAUUCAAUUUAUCUACGAAGAGAACACUUAGAUAUAAAUAAGACAUACAUGAAAAUGUUGAGCUCUGCAUUCGUUGCAAAACGGAUUUUUCUCAGAUAUCGCAAACACAUUCUCGUAUUUAUUGCACGGUGUCAAAGACACGUUCGUUUCUUCGUAUAUCUCGAAAGUCCUGGCGGCACGUUCCCCCCGGAUGAUGCAAUCAAAAAAACAAAAAAAAAAAAAACAUCUCAUCGCAAAGGCUGCCAGUAAAGCUUUCUGUGCUAACUUACUGUUGCACAAAGUGGAAUUACGUACGUGAAGUUCACUAACAAAAUACGUAGCUUUUUCCCCCUCCAUAGGAAAGUAAAAAACAUAAAAAGUAGUUUCGCUUUUUGAAUUUUCACGCAGCGUUCAAGUCUCGUACCUUGUAUAACCAUUUUGAUGAUUUGACUUUUUUCUCUCUUUUUUUUUUUCACUUUCUCCUACAUACUUUUGUAAUUUAUACUCUUUCUAUCUUUCUGUCUCUAGCUCUUUCUUUCUCUCUCUUUCUUUGUCUCAAUAACCAUGUAGUUUGAGCCGGCAGAUACCGAAAAAUACCUAAAGGAUCUACCUCACUCAUUGUAUACUCACGUCAGCAGCUAUAUAUAUAUAUAUAUACACAUAUAUAGCUGACAGCUAUAUAUAUAUAUAUAUAUAUAUAUAUAUAUAUACACAUUAUGCCGCGUGUUAUCCUUCGUUCAGUGUUCGAGGCGCAUAGAAUUCGAUACGUUUUCUCACGUGAUAUAAUAAUAUCACUAAAUCUUUUUUUUAAUGGUUAAUCACGCUACGACGCUUUAUUAGUUAGUACUAACAUUGCCAUGUGAUUUUUGGGGAAGGGGGGAGGGAGGGGGAGAGCAAAAGAAAAUGCAAGCUGCGGUCGUUGCAAGUGAUAGGCAAGCCAAUCGUUUCCGUCAAAAUAAUUGUAGAAAAGUGUUUUUUUAAUUUUUUUUUAUUUUAUUUUGAUUACGUCUUAUUGAGUUGUAUAUAAUAUUUUUGCUUUCAAACAAUCAAGAAACAAACAGCUUUUUCAACUUGCGAAACGGCUGGCGCUUGUGUCGCAUGUACAAUCUGAACGAUUAAAACGUUUGUUUUGCAAAUCUGAAUCCGGAAACUGUCGGCACAAAAUUUCACCGACCGCGUUGCAUUAGCAACGAGUUUCCACCGAUGCGCUGUCGAACACUUUGUUUCCUUGUGACUGUCCAAAGCUGAACAAAGUGGAUGCUCGUUGCUCGUGUCUGAAACAGACGACUCGGCAAACUACCUGUGUACACGAUGCGCGGUGGCGUUGAUUUGCAAGGCUCUGCGAGCUUUUCGCUUUUUUAUGAUGUUACCCAUAAUAAUCAAAAAUAAUUUUAUCUACUCGUCGCAAUUUUUUUUAUCACAGAGCUGUGUAUAUUUCAAUUCAAUGCUUCAAUCGGUGAUUCAAUUAUUUUUCAAUUUUCGCUAUAAUAAAAGCAAAAUUACGUCUAUUCUCUGUGAGAAAAAAAUACAUAUUAUAUCAUUUGUUUUUCUCUUCUGCACGCACACAUUCGUACUGCGGCGAGUGCAAAAGUGGAUCACUUUAAAAUUGAAUGUGGCACUUUACGGACGCGCAAUUGGACUUAGCAAGUCUCGCAAGGCCUCAAAGGAAACAUCACCGCGCGCGUUUGCCCGGGGUACAGACCUUCAUAUCUGGUGUGUGGUGGUGACUAACCUGUCCGUGUGUUUGUUUGUGUGCCAGCAGGUGGCCUGUGACGUUGUGACCGUGUACUCUCGAUCGGAGUCGCCGUGCCAUGUCAGUCUCAGUCAGUCAAAUCGGUAUCGACCGGUAUCGACCGGUCGAUCGAUCAGUCACGAUCCCCUGGUCAGUCUUUCGAUCAGUCUAUCUAUGUCUGUCGGUGCCUGUACAAAACAGCAACACUCGCCCAACGCGCUCUCACUUUCGUCGUAUAUGAUCCUUCGUCCCGAACCUUUUCUCUCUCUACAUUUUCACAUCCUCUUGAUUCCUCGCGCGUCUCCCAACACCAACCUCUCUGUCUACGAGAACGUCGUUCGUGUUUCGUGAUCGCACAGAGAGGAUCACUGGCGAUCCUCGAGAAAGAUUCUCGCGUCUCGUCCUCUUCUCUAUCUUCGACUACGCAUGCAAAACGCCGGACGAAUCCUCGGGACUCGCAGCAGGAGAAUUGACGAUAGGAGAUGGACGUGCGAAAACACGUCUGCGCACGCAGAGGAAUACGGACGAAGAGGGCGAAGAAAGAGGGACGAUGAGAAAGACGGAAGACGAUGCACCGAUUGCCGAGCUGGGUUCCUCGAAACUGACGCGUUACGUUAACGAUUGUCUGUCCAUUUCUCCUUUGUGUGUGUAUAUAUAAAAAAUUAUAUAUAUAUAUGGGCACAUAUUACGUGCACGCGCGUGUGUAUGGUAUGUGCGUGUGUAUGUUAAAAGCGCGGCAAGGAUACUUUCGUAUCUACCUGGCGGCGCUCUUCAUCGCAAAGAUGAAGAGGGACAAAGAGACGAAAAAAGCGCGCAAAUUGCGCAAGAAAUUUUCUUAUACAUAACUAUACAUAUAAAUAAAUAAAUAUAUAUAUAUAGGUAUACAUACAUGUUCAUAAAUCGAAUUAUCGACUGAGAACUAUUUUUAUCGGCUCUACUGUCGAGAUCGCUGUCAGCGCCUCGCCAAACGCCUGUUUAUAUAAAUACGAAAUAUGUACACUACACGCCACCUAACACACACACACACACACAUAUAUAUAUAUAUACACAUGUACGUCACAGCGAACUAAUCGCAAGUGACAUGAAUACGUGCGUGUGAAGAAGCGCGGCAGACAGAAACGCGAAAGGACGAACAAUGAUCGCGCGGUAACGGCGACUUCUUGUAGGCUUAGGUCACGCAAAACAUACCAAAAACGAAACUGAUACAAAGAAACAAAACCGAUGUAGGUAGUGGCAAAUAUAAGAGACAUUUUGUAGCUAUGACUUUGUGAUAAGAAGAUUGUACUAUAUAUAUAAGGAGGGGAAGAAACUGGGUUUUUCGGGGCCGCAUUCUGAUCCUCCAUGGGGGCCCGAUGGUGUCUCAGAACGCGAGACCACUGGGUCAGAUCGCUCAGGAGUAACACGUUAAGUGUCACACACGCACGCGUUCGAUUCCACAUCGCCAUCACAAAAAUCGUUUCGCGAACAUAGACAAGUAACACGAGAUGCGACAAGUUUUCAAACGUUUGAACGAGUUUUCUGACCGCGCGCUCAUCGCGAUCAUCUUUUUGUUUUUCAUCGGAUGCACGAAAUUUACGCGAUUAGUCUUUAGCUCUUUGUGAAAGCUGGGUAUGGGACCGAUCAGAUGAGUUGUUUGGGUCGAUUCAACGAGCUCCAUUCACACGUUUCACUGGUUCGAUUUGCAGAAUGGAAGCAACUUCGCGAUCAGAAACAAAAAAGCGAGAGAUUCACUCGAAUAAGAUGGCGUCAAUAUUUGCAAAAUAUUCCGGGACAAUUUACUCCUGUAACAGAGUGGUUCUCUAAUUUACGAAAUAAUCCUCGCUUUUGCUGCGUCUCGUUGUGAGAAUAAAGCAAACACAUCAUUAAGUAACACGUUCUGACUUUGUUUCAAGUGAAACAGAAAUCUAGACAUUUUGUUUUCGAAUAAGAUGCAAACGAUCGGAUUGCCGCGAGCAAAUGUUUUCACGUACCAAUUAUUAUUUUCAACUUGAUAAUGUUUGAUUAAAAAAACAAUCAAAGAAGCAAUGCGAUUCGAACGAAUCGAAAUGUCAAAGUCUGCACAGGGUCUAAUGAAAAGCGAGUCGUUCUCAAUGCUCUAGUCUGAAAAUGCUUCUGUAGAUAUUAACUUAAUAAAAAAACUGUGAGAUAUCUCAAAGAGAGCUGAGAAAUCGUGUUACAAAA